Molecule: messenger RNA, 1033 nt
Organism: Ctenopharyngodon idella (grass carp)
Lineage: Eukaryota; Metazoa; Chordata; Actinopteri; Cypriniformes; Xenocyprididae
Gene: banf1
Product: BAF nuclear assembly factor 1
Exons: 3
Coding region: 222-494 (90 amino acids)
Molecular function (GO): DNA binding
Source: RefSeq, a predicted model, not a curated record
GUCGGUGUCUCUUUAAAUAGGAGCAUCGUAAGAGCGGAAGUGGCGAUGUUCGUCCUAAAGGCGGGAUCAGGAAGCAGCGCUGCGUGGGUUAUUUUGGGCGCAUUGAGUCUGUGAAUAGCGCGGCGUCUGCGGAUGAGGAUCGAAAUUUCUCGAUGAAAGUGUCCAGCCAUUGAAUAGAGUCAACUUGAAUUCCUGCAACCCUCUCUUAAUACAAAACAACAAUGUCGUCAACAUCACAAAAACACAAGGACUUUGUGGCAGAGCCCAUGGGGGAGAAGUCUGUGAAUGCACUAGCAGGAAUUGGGGAAGUUCUAGGAAAGAGAUUGGAAGAGAAGGGCUUUGACAAGGCAUAUGUUGUCCUAGGACAGUUUCUGGUACUGAGGAAAGAUGAGGAGUUGUUUCGGGAAUGGUUGAAAGAUACAUGUGGAGCCAACACCAAACAGCAAGGCGACUGUUAUGGCUGUCUGCGAGAGUGGUGUGACUCUUUCCUGUAGUUGACUCUAAAGUUGUUGUAUCUUCAUCCCCCCCCCAUGUAUACUGAAUACAUUUACCUCACACUAUCAAUUAGACUUUUUUGACAUUUAUUUUUGGAUGUAUUAAUAUUAACUCUUAGCCCAGAAUUGUAGAAGCACUAGAAGGUCUCUAGAUGGGUACACUUGUUAAAUUAUCACUGCUUCUUCUUUUUUCAAACAUCAUUCACACUGGAUCUUUAGUUUUCGUGGAAUGAUACAAAUUAUCCAAAAAUCCACUCAUCAUAUGCAGUUCGAUCCCAGACUGUACAUAUGUGCAUACACCAGUAGUGCAAAUACACAUUUGCAGGGCACAACACAGAUUUCACUUUGUUUAUGAUGCCAUUUGCAGGUUUUAACUGGCAAUGUGCCGCACUGCUAUUAAGCUUUUUAAGGUUUGUGAACUUGUCACUGUUCUCUAUAUGUAUUCUCCAAAGGAUCCCAUGCUGUGAUAUUGCCAUAUGGUUUUAUGCUCCCCAACCCUUAAAUUGCCUUAAUAAAAAUAUGGAUUUGUUUUAACUGUG